Molecule: messenger RNA, 342 nt
Organism: Dioszegia hungarica
Lineage: Eukaryota; Fungi; Basidiomycota; Tremellomycetes; Tremellales; Bulleribasidiaceae
Exons: 4
Coding region: 1-342 (113 amino acids)
Source: RefSeq, a predicted model, not a curated record
AUGGAUAACAAGCAGCAGUACCCUCCUCCCCCGCAGCAAAACGGCGGCGGUGCCAAUGGACACUACCAGGCGAGCGAUGGCCAGUGGUAUCCCACCUCAGCCAUGCCCGGUGCUAGUACAGCCCCGCCUCCUCCGGCCAUGGAUGGACAUGCGAACAGCUUCUACGGGAACCAGUCGCAGAUGCAGCAGCAGCAGCAGUACGGCCAGCAGCAGCCGAAUGGGCAGCCGCAGGUGGUCUACGUCGAACAGCAGAGGGACCAGGAUAAAGGAGGUGGUGGAGGACUGUGUGCUGGGCUCUUCGCCGGUCUCGCCUGCUGCUGCUGCCUCGACUGCCUGUUCUGA